Messenger RNA from Neoarthrinium moseri, 456 nucleotides. RefSeq lists its product as uncharacterized. The transcript is spliced from 2 exons. The record is from RefSeq and is a predicted model, not a curated record. The coding region runs from base 1 to 456 and encodes 151 amino acids. Gene Ontology annotation, cellular component: trans-Golgi network. Lineage: Eukaryota; Fungi; Ascomycota; Sordariomycetes; Amphisphaeriales; Apiosporaceae.
AUGAGCGAGCCGGCCCCGCAGCCACCGCGUACGUCGCGAUCGGACUCGUCGUCUGGAUCUUCGGUCGAGAGCCACGUUGAGAGUCAGGAGAUCCACAUGCCCGUACCUCAGAGACCGGCGCUCCCCAGCCGGAAGAGCAGUGGCACCCUGAUCGUGCCCCGGGACUCAUAUGAGGUCGGCCCCGUGCCGACGCAGUUCGAGCCUGGCGACGUGCGAGCCAUGAGCCCAAGGAGAACCAGCGAGGACCUGGAGAACAUGGGCCGUGAAGCACGAGAAGAGCUCCACCGACAUGCAAAGGCGCUACAAGACUCCCUGAUCAUGAUCUUCAACCGCAUAGAAGCCGUCAAGGAAGAACACGACAAACUCGACAACAACAACAAGUUCCUGCAGAAGUACAUUGGCGACCUGAUGAGCACGUCGAAAAUCACCGCGACGGGUCCGCGCGGCAGGAAAUGA